CUGCUCUGCUUUUCCAUCGGGAAUUCUGCGGGAAUUCCAAGCUUUUCUUCCCAGCCCGACCCCCUGGCAAGCGUCGGCAAUCAAUGAGGGAUCACCAUGCUGACCAGCAUCGCCGACGGGCUCCUGUGCUGCCUGCUGGGCAAGACCCCCAACGCCGUGGGGCCUCUGGACAGCGUUGAAUCCGACGACGGCUACACCUUCCUGGAAGUGAAACCCGGGAGAAUCCUCCGGAUCCGCCACAACAUUCCCAAACGUCCGGAAUUCCCGGAGGAACCGGAGGAGACGACGGCGACGACGGAGCGCGGCACGGUGCACUGCAAGCGGCGCAUCACGCUCUACCGCAACGGGCAGCUGCUCAUCGAGAACCUGGGCGACGCCAUGCGCUCCGAGAUCCUGCAGUGCCACAACGCCUCCGGCGAUCCCAACAGCACCGUGGAGUUGGAAAUGUCGGAUGCAACGGGAAUUCCGGGUAAGGAUGGAGCGGCGGCGGCCGGGAAGCGUCGGAAGCGCAAACCUAAGAAGGUGGUGAGCAUCGACUGCAAGAAGCGCAUCACGAGCUGCAAGGGCACGCACGGAGAUGUGGUGUUGUUCUUCAUCCACGGCGUGGGCGGCUCUUUGGACAUCUGGAAGGAGCAGCUGGAAUUUUUUUCCAAGUUGGGAUAUGAGGUGGUGGCUCCGGAUCUGGCCGGACACGGCUGCAGCUCGGCGCCGCCCGUGGCCGCCGCCUACACGUUCUACGCGCUGGCCGAGGAUAUGAGGGCCGUGUUCAAGCGUUAUGCCAAGAAGAGGAACAUCCUGAUCGGGCAUUCCUAUGGGGUGUCCUUCUGCACCUUCCUGGCACACGAGUACCCGCAGCUGGUGCACAAGGUGAUCAUGAUCAACGGCGGCGGCCCCACGGCGCUGGAGCCCAGCCUGUGCUCCAUCUUCAACCUCCCCCCGUGCGUGCUGCACUGCCUGUCCCCCUGCCUGGCCUGGAGCUUCCUCAAGGCCGGCUUUGCCCGCCAAGGUGCCAAAGAGAAGCAGCUGCUGAAGGAGGGCAACGCCUUCAACGUCUCGUCCUUCGUGCUGCGGGCCAUGAUGAGCGGCCAGUACUGGCCCGAGGGCGACGAGGUGUACCACGCCGAGCUGGCCGUGCCCGUGCUGCUGGUCCAUGGCAUGCACGACAAGUUCGUGCCCGUCGAGGAGGACCAGAGGAUGGCCGAGAUCCUGCUGAUCGCCUUCCUGAAGGUGAUCGACGAGGGCAGCCACAUGGUGAUGCUGGAGUGUCCCGACACCGUGAACACGCUGCUGCACGAGUUCGUCCUGUGGGAGCCCGACACGGCCGCAGGCGACGGCGACACCAAAUAAAGGCCAGCGCCACGCCGGGACACCGGGCUGCUCCCUCGGGAGAGGCGGAGCGCCGAGAGGGCUCGGCCGGAGCCACCGAGCCCCGUUUGUUUCCCUGGGGAUGGAGCGAGGAGGCUCCCCCAGGUUGGGAUGUGCAGGGCCGGGAGAAGGAGCUCGGCAAGGCGGCGGAGACGGUCCCCGAAACCGGGGGGACAGCGGGGACACGGCACAGACUGUCCCCGACACCGGGGGGACAGCGGGGACACGGCACAGCCGGUCCUG
This is a messenger RNA of Corvus hawaiiensis (hawaiian crow), 1608 nucleotides long. It is a transcript of the gene ABHD8, whose product is annotated as abhydrolase domain containing 8. The transcript has 5 exons. The coding region runs from base 97 to 1347 and encodes 416 amino acids. NCBI's taxonomy places the organism in Eukaryota, Metazoa, Chordata, Aves, Passeriformes, Corvidae. The record is from RefSeq and is a predicted model, not a curated record. Gene Ontology annotation, molecular function: catalytic activity.